Molecule: messenger RNA, 3994 nt
Organism: Amphiprion ocellaris (clown anemonefish)
Lineage: Eukaryota; Metazoa; Chordata; Actinopteri; Pomacentridae
Gene: rcan3
Product: regulator of calcineurin 3
Exons: 5
Coding region: 218-928 (236 amino acids)
Biological process (GO): calcium-mediated signaling
Cellular component (GO): cytoplasm; nucleus
Molecular function (GO): calcium-dependent protein serine/threonine phosphatase regulator activity; nucleic acid binding
Source: RefSeq, a predicted model, not a curated record
UGUCCAAUAAUCCGGUAAUAACAAACACCCCCGCAUUUGACAGCAGCCUCCAAAAUAUCACAGCAGCCUCAACCUGUCAUUCAGCAAACUCACCUGGAAACAGUCAUUUUUCGUCCGCCUGGCAUGGCUCGUUUCGGCCUCCUUCACUCACACCAGUGAGUUCCCAGCCUCUCUGGUCCCCACCAGCCCAUCAGCAGCCUCCUAAAAAGGCUCCAAGAUGCUGCGAGAGAGCUCCAAGGCUUGGAGCAACGGCUCAGAGGCCUACAGCAGCGACCCCGAGGAGGAUGAGGAGGAGGAAGAGGACAUGGUGUUUGGGGAGAGCGAUCACGACGGCGUGGCGGAGGAGAUGAUGGAUCUGAGCGACCUUCCCACGGCGCUCUUCGCUUGCAGCGUCCACGAAGCUGUGUUCGAGCAGGACGUACACAGGGAGAGGUUUGAGGCAUUGUUUAGGAUCUACGAUGAACAGACAACUUUCCAGAUGUUCAAAAGCUUCCGGAGAGUCCGGAUCAACUUCAGCACCCCGGAGGCAGCUGCCCGCGCACGCAUCGAGCUGCACGAGUCAGAGUUCAACGGCAAGAAGCUGAAACUCUACUUCGCUCAAAUCCAGAACGGCGAUGAGGACAUCGACAAGUCGUACCUGGCACCUCCACAGCCAGUCAAACAGUUCCUGAUCUCACCGCCUGCCUCGCCACCGGUGGGCUGGAGCCAGAGUGAAGACGCUACGCCCGUCAUCAACUACGACCUGCUGUGUGCUGUAGCCAAGCUAGGACCUGGUGAAAAGUACGAACUACACGCAGGAACAGAGUCCACCCCCAGCGUGGUCGUCCACGUGUGCGAGAGCGAGACAGAGGAGGACGAGGCGGCGCGGCCAAAGCAGCAGAUCGUCCAGACCAGACGUCCCGACGGACCCCCCAAAGUCUUCAAUUAGAGAGGCCUCCCCACCCCGACACCGGUGCGGCCCCCGACCGCCCCUUAAAACCCGCAACACACCUGCCCUCUCUCUCUCGUCUCUGCACUCACAGAGAGCGUCGAUGCCCCUCAUUUCAGUUCAACUACAAGCAAAAACACACCAACAAACAUUGCUCGAAGACGGUGUUUGUGGGGAGCGUGGCGAUGGAAUGAGGUGGCUUGAAGGGGAUGGAUGAGAAUCACACACACACUCAUCACAUUCUGCGGACAGCGUGGGGAGCGGCGGGCACGCUUUGCCUCCACUCCACCAAUCCCCCCUCCUUUUCAGCAAGAGGGGUGGAAAAAUACCUGUCCCAACGCAGGCACCUGUCACUUAUCACACACACUCAGCUCUCAUUGCUAGUCCUGCUCAGCAGCUUGGUAGUCAGUUAGCUUGUUAGCCGUACCUCUCCCUAUCACUCUCAUGUGUACAUCUUUGGUUGGGGACAAAAAGACAAGUUUUUGGGGUCUUUUUUUGUUUUUUUUUCCUUUUUUUUCUAACGAUAAAUUGUGUUUUCAGGUUGUAUUUACAGUAUGUGUCUAUUUUUUUUCUUCUUUUUUCAACCAUUUUCAUAUCUGCUGGUUUGCCGCUUCAGCUUGCAUCAAGAUUGAGUGUGUGAUGUUCCCGCUCUUGUCUGCAUGUAUAUACUGUAUUACAAAAAAUACGUACAGAAACACAAAUACUAACAAGAUAUAUCAAGAAAAAGGAACCUAUUUAACAUCACACACAGCACAAAGCGCCAUACGUGACUAACAAAGUUGUGGUGGUUGUUUGACUUUCUUUUUUUCCUUCCUGUUUUUUUUUUUGUUUUUGCUUUUUAUCUUUUUUUUUAUUUGGAGAGGUGUUGUUCUUUGCUAAACUACUAGAUGUGUAUUCUUACUAUGUAUUUGAUACCCCAACACUUUUUGCAUGCUUAGUUACUUCUGUAGAUGAGGAGCUGAGGUGUUUUUUUUUUUUAAAUCGUCGUUUGUGAUGACAGGGAAAUGGUGUGACGCUUUUGACGUAAGUGCAUAUUCCCGCACAGAGUUUAAAGUGACGUCUUUUGGGGGAGAGAAAAAAAAAACUAAGCUGGAUGGGUUUUUCGCAAGAUUGACAGUUGAGAAUUCAACUUGAUGACAAAUUUUCAUUUGUCGCUUUUGUUGAGAUUUACUGGAUUGGAGACAGUUCAUCCCUUAUUUCUUCAAGAGGAUUGGGAUGUUUUUUUCUGAUUCUGUUUGUUGUAAAUCACAUCUUUAGUGUCUCAUUUAUGUUGUUUGAACUAAACCCACUUUCUAUGUGUCAGGUUUCCUCUGAAACCUUCUACUGCUUGUUUUGCACUGAGAAUCUCUUGAUAUCUCCGAGCGGGGACUCUUGACGUCUCCUGCUGCUCACCAGAAUACUGCACUGCUUUUUUCGCUGUACAUAGCUGAGCGAUAAAUUUGUGGAAAUAUUUCUUUUAGAUAUUGCAGUUUACCUGAAAGCAUUUUGCGGAGAAAAGGGAAAAUUAGGUAGCCUCAUGAGAUACCAACUGAUAUACCAACCAAAGCAUUCACUCACCUCACAUUUUCAUCACAGCAUAAAAUGAUUUUUUCUUACUCAGAAACACUGAUGUAUAUUGUUCAACUAAGCAGAAAGAAUCAUAUUUUCACAGCCCUGUUGCAGUACUUUGUAUUGCAGUUUUUUCUCAUUUUAUAGUUACAUACUUUUUUGCAGUAUAUACUUUAGUGGAAACCUGAACAAAUCCUCAAUUACACUUUUUUGCACCCUACAGUCCCAUGUCAUAUCAGUGUUCUUCACCCGCAUUUAAUGAAAUAUUUCAGUGAUUCAAAAGCAACAUGAACUAAUGCUUUUAACCAGGCUUUUGGGUGUCAUUGGUGAGUCUAAACCUUGUUUAUGCCAUUAGGCAGCAUGAAAUCUAAAGUGAAUUUUUUGCUAUAUAACAAUAUUAGUAAUCAGAAGACAAGUCUGUGUGCAUGUGAGCACUUUAUUGUUAGUAUUUAGUUUGUUUCCUCCACAUUGAGAGUCUUUUUUUCGAGACAAAAUAGGAAACAUUGUAUUUCUUCAGUUUUACUUCUUGUGUUUUUUUUUUUCUUUUUCUUUUAUCUCAAGCUAAACACCUGGUUAGCCUUUUCACCAGCAUAUUGCAGUGAGUGAAACACUCCACUUCCUUUUUGCUAGUGUGAACCUUUCAGGCCUUUUGGAUCUAGGGGAGUGUACCACUGAAAAGAUGUAGACAUGCAGUAGGUUUAAAAUGAGGUAGGAUGACACUACAGAACAAAAUCAAUACCUUUGUUUUUGUGUUUGUCCACAAAGAAACAUUCAUCUUAUCUUCUGAGAAAGCUAAACAGUUCUUUGAAAUGCACCAUGUUGGCUGAGUGCACUUUUAUUAGCGCUACAGUGAAGCUGUCGCAGUUAUCUAAGCAGACAGCAGACUGGUGGAACUGCUGAGGUGGAUGUUGAUAAAGAGGAAGCAGCAGAGCAGAAGGAAAGACACUCGUGAAGAUUUUUUUACUAUGUGGUCAUGGUGUUUAAAACUGUCGCAUUUUGGUCACAGUUGAAAAGAAAAUGUAUAUUUAUGUACAUAUGCCAAGUGUUUUUCUGUUGCUGAGGCCAGUCCCAGUGUGCAGUUUGUUAUGGCUUCUCUUGGCAAUGUUGUAAUGGAAACAAAAAACAAAAAAAAAAUGACAAAAAUGUGUAACAAUAAGUCCUGAAGAUGCUCGAUCAAAAACCAACUGUCAUUGUGUUGUGUUCAACAUGGACUCUGUUUGAAUGUUUCUUUUAUUUCUGGGGAACGUCUACUAAAAAGCUCAAUAAUACCGUUUGUCACUGUUGUACUGUUUCUGUUGAAAUCUGAAUAUUGUGUCUUGUAUUGUAGGAAUCCAGAAAACAAAGUAGCAAAACAAGCAAUAAUUUACAGUUCUAUAAUACCAGUAUGUGUAUUUUCAUGUUCUGUACUUAUUUCUCAGAGAUGGUCUCUGUCUCUUACAGUAUCCGCUUCUAUUUGUGUAGUAUAAUAGUCAUUUGUUUCACAUAGAAAAAUACAUAAAGACUUAUUCUUAAAAGAAA